GCCAUGGGUUAUCAGUCGCAAAACCGCAAUCCCAUCGACCGGCAGCAGUAGCAGGAAUCGAAAGUUCCGGAUUGUGGCGUUAAAAGUGCUGAAGAGCCGGAACGGAACCGGAAACGAUUCUUGUGUUGAUUCUGGUGCUGUUAGUUCUAAGUGUUGCGGACUAUCUGCAGAUUCUGUGGAACUGGUGCAGGGGAUAUUUGUGAUAAGGAAUUAGAGGCAGAUUUUUCUUUUUUUGGAAGAUCAGUAGAAUGUCUAGUUUUGUGAUGUUGACUGUUCCACAGACUAAGGUGCUGGUUUAUCUGAGCCUGAUGAUGGUGCUGCUAUCGGCGACCAAAAUGUGCAGAGCUGAGAGUGAUAUGGAAGUAUCCAAGCGUGGACCCACCGUGGGGCUGUUUGCGUUUCCACGCGUUGGCCGAUCAGAUCCGGAACUGGGGGACUUGUGGGCCGAUUCGGCCGCCAUUCCAAGUGACCUUGCUGACGAGUAUGAUGACUACCAAUCGCUGCACAAACCCAAACGCCAGGGUCUGGUCCCGUUUCCUCGGGUAGGACGUUCCGGCGGACCGGCCCGUUAUCCUCCGGUGUCCCUGCCCUUCGCCAAUGCCAAUUCCGCCGGAAGUGCCUACCAGUAUCUGAUGGCCGCCUCGAGAGCUGCAGCAGCAUCGCAGCAACAGAAACGGUCCAGCAAUCCGGGCGCGGCCAACAGUGGCAUGUGGUUUGGACCACGGCUCGGCAAACGUGCCAACUUGCCAUCCUCCGAGAUCAAAGCAAACGAACUCUACACACCCCGCCUUGGCCGUGAUUUGGAGGACUUGGACUCCCACGCUCACACAAGUAGACUAGCGGACUAUGAGCGUCUGUUCCGAUUGUCUCCAGCACCUGAAAAUGUCUAAAUACCUAUGCGAUUCACUCUUAUCACGCCGCGAACUUCUCUCGAAAUGAUCUUGAAAAAACUUCAGUAAUUCUACCUUAAGAUUCUUCAGUUAAUCUUGAAAAUUUUACCAAUUCAACACAUUAAUAAUAAAUUCAAAGGCUGGAGGAGGAUUUUUCCCGAUAGGAAUGUUUGCACGCUACAAUCCUCUUGCGAAAAAUACUUCUAAUCAAUGGAAAACCUAAAGUUAAAGUUUUCCUUAAAAAUUGGUGAAAUUUUCGAAAAAAUAAAUUUACUUUUAACAAAUAAACAGCACGAUCAGAUUGAUAGCUAAUGUUAAAGUUUGGUUCCCAACCAAAAACAAAAAACACACACUCUCUCUCUCUAACAAACACUCACUUGCAUCGUUAGUGUAAAAUAUUAUAAACAAAUCAGAAGGAAAAGCAUACACACACAAUCAAUAAUUGCUUAAAAGUUCGCGUUAGAAAGUUAUAGGCAAGCUCUCUACAUCUACAUAUAAACAUUCAAAUGAACGGUCAGUAGAAUCAAUGAAAAAAAGUUCACAAAAAAAAAAGUUUAAA
This is a messenger RNA of Uranotaenia lowii, 1449 nucleotides long. RefSeq names its product cardio acceleratory peptide 2b (gene Capa). The coding region runs from base 249 to 890 and encodes 213 amino acids. Gene Ontology annotation, molecular function: neuropeptide hormone activity. The record is from RefSeq and is a predicted model, not a curated record. The transcript has 4 exons. Lineage: Eukaryota; Metazoa; Arthropoda; Insecta; Diptera; Culicidae. Gene Ontology annotation, biological process: neuropeptide signaling pathway.